GAAAGACUACCUUAUACCCAAACAAUCAACAUCCAAAAAAAACAAAAGAGAACCAAACCCUAACCCUAGCUAUAUAAAAUGCUGUUCUAAAACCCAAACCGCCCUGCUGCGCUGUUGCUCUCGUUUCCAACUUCUCAGACUCGCCAGACCUCAAAGAAGAAGGAAAAAUGAAGGUGAUAGCUGCAUAUUUGCUGGCUGUGUUGGGAGGGAACACCAGCCCUUCAGCUGAAGAUUUGAAGAACAUUCUUGGAUCGGUGGGAGCUGAAGUUGAUGAUGAUAAGAUUGAGCUGCUCUUGUGUGAAGUCAAGGGUAAAGAUAUAACUGAGCUUAUUGCAUCUGGUAGAGAAAAAUUAGCAUCUGUACCUUCUGGUGGUGGUGGUGGUGGUGGUGCUGUUGCAGCAACAGGUGGUGGUGGUGCUGCUGCUGGUGCUCCUGCUGCAGCUGAGCCAAAGAAAGAGGAAAAGGCGGAAGAGAAGGAGGAAUCAGAUGAUGAUAUGGGCUUCAGUCUCUUUGAUUGAGGAAAUAUCAUUUUAUGUUCACGAUUUCACCAAUUGAGGACUUGGUGUAGGACUUUGAGUCGUUUCUACAGGCUAUUAUUUUUGGAGGUUUCUCUGUUAAGACUGAGAAGUUGAUUACUGCCCUAAAAUUUUACAGAUCAACAUUGUUUUCUGUGUUUUAAAACUUACAUGUGGAUUUUCAUCUGUUUUAAUUGCGUUGUUCCUUGAGACGCUGGUGUGGUCUACUAACUUUGGUGGUUGAUUCAUUAGGAAUCUCUGUAGAAGGAAUUAGUACUUAUUAUUCUCAGUCCUCCCAACAAGAGUUGUGCUUGCAUCUGAACAGAAUUGUUCAAUUCAUAACAACUUUGAUAGAAACCAGAUUUGUGCUUUAUGCUUC
Messenger RNA from Alnus glutinosa, 894 nucleotides. Its product is annotated as large ribosomal subunit protein P2y-like. Gene Ontology annotation, cellular component: cytosolic large ribosomal subunit; ribosome. NCBI's taxonomy places the organism in Eukaryota, Viridiplantae, Streptophyta, Magnoliopsida, Fagales, Betulaceae. Bases 168 to 518 code for a protein of 116 amino acids. The transcript is spliced from 4 exons. Gene Ontology annotation, biological process: cytoplasmic translational elongation. The record is from RefSeq and is a predicted model, not a curated record. Gene Ontology annotation, molecular function: structural constituent of ribosome.